Penicillium samsonianum is the source of this 2625-nucleotide messenger RNA. RefSeq names its product DNA topoisomerase 1. The transcript is spliced from 6 exons. Gene Ontology annotation, molecular function: DNA topoisomerase type I (single strand cut, ATP-independent) activity; DNA binding. The record is from RefSeq and is a predicted model, not a curated record. Gene Ontology annotation, cellular component: nucleolus; chromosome. The coding region runs from base 1 to 2625 and encodes 874 amino acids. Gene Ontology annotation, biological process: DNA topological change; chromosome segregation; DNA replication. NCBI's taxonomy places the organism in Eukaryota, Fungi, Ascomycota, Eurotiomycetes, Eurotiales, Aspergillaceae.
AUGAGCUCCUCGGAGGACGACGCACCCCUCAUGCGCGCCAAUGGACGUGGUAAAGUUUUCCCAAAGUCUCCCGAAGUCGUCAAAAUGGCGGAUUCCAGCCCUGCCACAAAUGGCCUUGAUCCUGGGGUAUCCAUUCGAUUCGGUCCCGUUGAAGACAAGGACAUCAAGAUGGAAGAUGGGGACGAUGCGCUGGGUGCUGGUAAGCGCAAAGCUCGGGCAAGCAUAGGCGAAAAGAAGUCCUAUGCCGAAGCGGAAAGCUCGGAAGAAGAUGAGCCUCUGAGCAAACGCCGGCGUACAUCUGUGAAGCAUGAAGACCCCGAGACCGAUGAGGAUGUGCCAUUGGCACGCAACGGUCGCAAACUUCCCAAGGCCGCCGAAACAUCCAUCGGGGAUGAGUCUGAUUCCGACGUCCCCAUUGAACGGAAGCUUGCUGCGCAAAAGAAGAAGAUUGAACAAUCGGCGGAGAAGGAGGCUAAACCUUCGCGCAAACCUACUGCACCAAAGAAGGAGGCUAAGCCUGCGGCGGCCAAGAAACAGACAAACGGCGUCAAGAAAGAACCCGCCGCCAGCAAAGCUGCCCCCAAGAAGGUGAAGGAUGAACCUGCCUCGGCCAAGAAGGGCAAAGCCAAGCUGAAGGCAGAAAGCCAGGAUGCCGAAGAAAAGGAAGAGGAGGAGGAUGAGUACCGCUGGUGGGAAGACCAUAGCAAGGGCGACGGGACCAUCAAGUGGACCACUUUGGAACAUAAUGGUGUGGUGUUCCCUCCCGAAUACGAACUGCUGCCUAAGAAUGUCAGGAUGAAGUAUGACGGUGUUCCGGUCUCUCUUGCACCUGAAGCCGAAGAGGUUGCUAGCUUCUUCGGCACCAUGCUCAACUCAACUCACAACGUGGAAAACCCUGUGUUCCAGAAGAAUUUCUUCGGCGACUUCAAGGAUAUCAUCAAGAAGAGCGGCGGAGCGAAGGAUUCCAAGGGCAACAAGGUAGACAUCAAGGAAUUUGCCAAGUGCGACUUCAAGUCCAUCUUCGAAUUCUACGAUGCUCAGCGUGAAGAAAAGAGAAAUCUACCAGCAGCAGAGAAGAAGGCUGCUAAGGCUUUGAAGGAUGAGCAAGAAGCCCCCUACCAGUUCUGUGUGUGGGAUGGUCGCAAGCAGAAGGUAGGCAACUUCCGUGUGGAACCGCCUUCUCUAUUCCGGGGCCGCGGUGAGCACCCAAAGACCGGGCAUGUCAAGACGCGCGUGCAACCUGAGCAAAUCACCAUCAAUAUCGGCAAAGAUGCGACGGUCCCACCCCCACCUCCCGGUCACAAGUGGAAGGAGGUGAAGCACGAUCAGGAAGGCACCUGGCUUGCCAUGUGGCAAGAAAAUAUCAAUGGCAACUACAAGUACGUCAUGUUAGCCGCCAAUUCCGAUGUCAAGGGACAAAGCGAUUUCAAGAAAUUCGAGAAAGCCCGUGAACUCAAGAAGCACAUUGAGAAAAUCCGCAAGGAUUAUCAGAAGAACCUCAAAAAUGAUAUGAUGGUGGAACGACAGAAGGCCACGGCAGUCUAUCUUAUUGAUCAGUUUGCCCUGCGUGCUGGAAACGAGAAAGGUGAAGACGAGGCCGAAACCGUCGGUUGCUGUUCUCUGAAGUAUGAGAAUGUUACGCUGAAGCCUCCCAACACUGUUGUCUUCGAUUUCUUGGGUAAGGAUAGUAUUCGGUUCUACGAUGAAGUGCAGGUUGAUCUGCAAGUCUUCAAGAACCUGAAGAUCUUCAAAAAGGCACCCAAGAAGAACGGUGAUGAAAUUUUCGACCGCCUUACGACUUCUGCUUUGAAUAAGCAUCUCGCCAAUUACAUGCAAGGUCUAACCGCCAAGGUUUUCCGUACCUACAAUGCGUCUUACACCAUGGGUUGUGUUCUCAACGAGAUGAAUGCUACCGGCGGUACCAUCGCCGAAAAGGUGAAAGCAUACAACGAUGCCAACCGUAAGGUUGCCAUCCUGUGUAACCACAAGCGCACUGUCACUGCUGGCCAUGCCAACGCAAUGGAAAAGAUGGGCGAACGGAUCAAGGGCCUUCGAUACCAGAAGUGGCGGCUGAAGCAGCAAAUGCUUGACUUGGACCCAUCUCUGAAGAAGAAAAAGGGCGCGGCGUUCUUCGAAAUCGAUGAGGAUCUCGACCAAGAAUGGAUCGAUGAACACCAAGCCUUUUUGAUUGAGGAGCAGAGAACCAAAAUCAACAAGAAGUUCGAGAAGGACAACGAAAAGCGCGUUGCUGAUGGCGAGAAGGAAAUGAAGGCUUCCGAGCUCGAGGAGCGUCUGCUAGUCGUGAAGGAUAUGGAGAAGAAGUUCAAGAAGGAGAACAAGACCGGCAAGGUCGAGGCCGAGGCCAGAGGCGCAACGGUUGAAAAGCUUGAGGGUUCCAUCGCCAAGAUCGACCAGCGGGUCGAAACGAUGUCCGUUCAGGCUCAGGACAAGGAAAACAACAAGGAGGUUGCCCUUGGUACCUCGAAGAUUAACUACAUUGAUCCUCGCCUCACUGUCGUCUUCAGCAAGAAGUAUGACGUCCCCAUCGAAAAGUUCUUCUCGAAGGCGCUACGUGAGAAGUUCGAGUGGGCCAUCAAGUCUGUUGAGGAGGACUGGGAAUUCUAA